This is a messenger RNA of Condylostylus longicornis, 2619 nucleotides long. RefSeq names its product exocyst complex component 6 (gene Sec15). Gene Ontology annotation, cellular component: exocyst; membrane. Gene Ontology annotation, biological process: Golgi to plasma membrane transport; intracellular protein transport; exocytosis. The transcript is spliced from 4 exons. Lineage: Eukaryota; Metazoa; Arthropoda; Insecta; Diptera; Dolichopodidae. Bases 170 to 2446 code for a protein of 758 amino acids. The record is from RefSeq and is a predicted model, not a curated record.
UUUGUUGUAAAUAAUUGAACUGCAUAUAAUUGGAUUUUGGGUAGCUAAGUUUUGUCUUUGGUUUUUAAAUUUAUGAAUAGUAAAUACGUAAUAAAAUACUAUAAUUGCAGAUCUUGUAUCUUUUCAAGAAAUCAUAAAUUUCAAUUAGAAAAAAAGCUUAAUUACAGAUAUGGCUAACAUAUCUGUUCAAGAUAUAGAAGCUGUAGAUGAUUAUUGGGGGCCGACAUUUAGAUCCAUUUUAGAAGGUAAUGCUUGUGAUUCACUAUCUGAACAGUUAGAUUCAAGAAUAAGAAGUCAUGACAAAGAUAUUGAAAGAAUAUGCAAUCUAUAUUAUCAAGGAUUCAUAGAAUCUAUUAGGGAGUUAUUGCAAGUGCGAUCUCAAGCAAAACAUUUAAAUGAGGAAGUUUUAGCUCUAGAUACAGAUUUGCAAACAGCAUCAGCAGGAGUGUUAUCGAAAGGGAAAGAACUGGUUAGAGCACGUCAGAUUGAAAGUAAUAUUGCAAAUGCUAUCAAUGGCCUCUCAAAUUGCCUACCAGUUCUGGAGUGUUAUACAAAAUUAUUGGAACAGGUUAAGGAAAAACGUUACUAUCCAGCUUUAAAAACUUUAGAAAGUUUGGAAAAUGAUUUAUUACCAAAGGUGUCGAGUUACAGGUUUGCAAUUCAAAUGAAAGAAAACGUUCCGAAACUGAAAGAAAAUAUAAAAAAAUCUUCGGAAUCAGAUUUUAGAGAGUUUUUAGAAAAUAUUCGUGAGUUUUCUCCAAAAAUUGGGGAAGUCGCAAUGCGACAUACAAGACAAUUACAAAAGCGUAAUUUAUCUAAAAUAAUAGAAGACUUUAAAAAUCAAGAUCGAACUGAGUAUGCUGGGGAUGAAGAAGAACUAAGCGUCCAGGAUUUAAUAGACUUUUCCCCAGUUUAUCGUUGCUUACAUAUAUAUACAGUUCUAAACGAUAAAGAAUAUUUUGAAAAAGAUUACCGACAACAAAGAAAAGAUCAAGCAAAGCUCGUUUUGCAACCACCACAAGGAAUGCAUGAUAAUUUAGAAGCUUACAAAACUUAUAUUUAUUCAAUUGUGGGAUUUUUUGUGGUGGAAGACCAUGUGAAAAAUACAGCUGGAGAUGUAGUUACAAAAUCUUAUUUGGAUGAAUUAUGGACAACAUCACUAACAAGGAUUGUCAACGAUUUAAGCAUGAGUUCAUCUUCCUGUACAGAUCCUAACAUUUUACUUCGAAUAAAAAAUUUGAUUAUGCUCUCCAUAAGUACUCUCAAAAGCUAUGGCUAUUCUGUGAAUCCUUUAUUAGAAAUGUUGGUUGGCAUGCGAGACCAUUAUAAUGAAGUUCUGUUACAGAGAUGGGUGCAUGUUUUUAGAGAAAUUCUUGAUAAGGGAAACUUUUUGCCACUAGAAGUUGAAGAUCAGGAAGAGUAUGAUGAUGUCAUAGAAAGAUUUCCUUUUCAUUCUGAAGUACUUGAGAGCAAACCAUUCCCGAAAACAUUUCCAUUUUCCAAAAUGGUACCGGAAGUUUAUCAUCAAGCGAAAGAGUUUAUGUAUGCAUGUAUGAAAUUUUCAGAGGAACUAACCUUGUCUCCAACAGAAGUUGCUGCAAUGGUUCGUAAAGCAGCCAAUCUUUUAUUAACUAGAAGCUUUAGCGGAUGUUUAUUAGCGGUGUUUAGAAAUCCUAGUGUUGCGCUUAUGCAGUUAAUUCAAAUUAUAAUUGAUACUCAAUACUUAGAAAAAGCUGGGCCAUUUUUAGAUGAUUUUGUUUGCAAAAUGACAGGAACUGAACAAAGUAUUAGUCAAGCUCCAUCGGCUAUGUUUCACGUUGCGAGAUCUGAUGCAGAAAAACAAGUCUCUGAACGUAUUUGUUCGAAAUUAGAUGAGUUUUUCGAUUUAUCCGAAUAUGAUUGGCUUUUAAUUGAACCUCACGGCAAUGCUUCGGCUUUCGUAACUGAUAUGAUAUCUUUCCUAAAAAGUACAUUUCAAAGCUUUGCAUACCUUUUGCCAAACGUUGCACAAACGGCUUGCAGAAGAAGCUGUGAACAUAUUGCAAAUAAAAUUUAUGAUAUGCUAUUGACCAACGAAAUCAAACAAAUUUCAACAGGUGCUUUACAGCAAAUUAACUUAGAUUUAAUGCAGUGUGAGUUCUUUGCUGCUUCUGAACCUGUUCCUGGCUUCAAAGAAGGUGAGCUAUCAAGAUAUUUUGCGAAAAUAAGGCAAUUACUUGAUUUACUUAUAAUGGAGGAAUGGAGCACAUAUUUACAUGAUUAUGGAAAGGUGGAUAAUCGUUACAAUUUAGUUCAACCAUCUGCAAUAAUAAUAAUUUUGGAGAAAAUACGAGAAGCUGACAAAAAAACUAUGUUUUCAGUAUUGAAAAAAAGCGAACGUGAUAAGAAAAAGUUGUGGGAAACUGUUUUAAAGCAAUUAAGACAACUAGCUGAUAAGCAAAAUUAACUUUUUUUUCAAAUCCCCAUUGAACGUUAAAAGACAAAUACAUACUUUGUGAAUAUUGUAUCUUCUAUUUAAUUACAAAAAUUUAUUUUUCUCUAUUUGAUGUAAAAUCUAUUGUACCAUAUCAUUAAGUGCAUAACUUUUAUCAUAAAGCUUUAUAAAUGUUAUUUAAAUUA